Messenger RNA from Pseudomyrmex gracilis, 1683 nucleotides. RefSeq names its product putative cystathionine gamma-lyase 2 (gene Cth). Lineage: Eukaryota; Metazoa; Arthropoda; Insecta; Hymenoptera; Formicidae. Bases 342 to 1496 code for a protein of 384 amino acids. Gene Ontology annotation, cellular component: cytoplasm. Gene Ontology annotation, molecular function: pyridoxal phosphate binding; cystathionine gamma-lyase activity. The record is from RefSeq and is a predicted model, not a curated record. The transcript has 8 exons. Gene Ontology annotation, biological process: transsulfuration.
UCGCGCAGCCGCUCGUCGCGCGCGGCUUCAUCAUUUUUUGUCAUUUUUCAUUGGUCACGCGACACUAAUGUUAAUGUGUGCCAAUGUGUGCGGAGUGACGAACAAGGUGAUAAGAUACCGGCAUCGUUAACAAACAAUUUCAGUUGACGACAGAUUUGCGUUAAAAAAGAUUGAGUUUCUAUUGACGACACUAGAAUUCUUCUAAGAACAUUUCUCUUGAUUAAAUCAGCAAGGUCGUUGAAUCGCAUCGAAAUAUUUCGCUGUAGAGGAAGUAGCUAGUGAAGAGAAAAGCUUAUUUAUUGCAAAAAGCGUGAAAUUUGUGUCAAACAUUACUGUGAACCAUGACUUCGCAAGGAUUCUCCACCAAAGCUAUUCACGUAGGACAAGAACCGCAGCAAUGGACUUCCCGUUCGGUUGUGCCGCCCAUAACAUUGUCUACUACUUUUCAACAGGACGGUCCAGGACAGCACAGAGGCUUUGACUAUUCUAGAAGCGGCAAUCCUACACGCAACGUGUUGGAGCAAUGCCUAGCAGCUCUAGAAGAGGGCAAACACGCGCUCACCUUUUCUUCCGGUUUGGGAGCAACCACUGCGACCACAAGUUUAUUAAAAACCGGUGAUCAUCUCAUUGCGAGUGAUGAUCUUUAUGGCGGAACCAAUCGUUAUUUUCAAAAGUGUUUGAUCAAUCAAGGGAUAACAUUCACCUUCGUGGACAUGACCAAUGUGCAAAAUGUUGCAGACGCUUUACAAUCAAAUACCAAGAUGGUAUGGCUGGAAACUCCGACAAAUCCAUUAUUGAAAAUUGUGGACAUUAAGGCUGUCGUCCAUCUCUUGAAAUCUCGCCGUCCGGAUAUUAUAAUAGUCGUCGACAAUACUUUUUUGACUUGUUACUUUCAAAAACCGCUCGAAUUCGGAGUUGAUUUAGUGUUGUAUUCGAUAACGAAAUAUAUAAACGGCCAUUCGGACGUGGUCAUGGGUGCUGUGAUCACGCGCCGAGACGAUCUCAGCGAAAGAUUGCGAUUCCUUCAGAACGCUAUGGGCAUCGUUCCAUCGCCUUUUGACUGCGCUAUGGUCAAUCGGAGCUUGAAGACGCUCGAGCUCAGAAUGCAGCGGCACAUGAAGAACUCUCUGGCCGUAGCGAAGUUUCUCGAGUCGCAUCCUCACGUCGAGCGAGUGAUACACCCGUAUCUCCCGUCGCAUCCGCAGCACGAACUUGCGUUGAAGCAAACAACGGGACACAGCGGAAUGAUCUCUUUUUAUCUGAAAGGCUGCUCUAGCAAAUUUCUGAAAGCACUGAAAAUCUUCACUUUAGCUGAGUCACUGGGUGGUUACGAAUCGUUGGCCGAAUUACCAUGCGUCAUGACGCACGCGUCUGUGCCGGAGACCAUGCGGGCAGACUUAGGUAUAACCGAUCAACUAAUCAGAUUAUCCGUCGGCCUCGAAGCGGAACAAGAUCUUAUAGCAGAUCUUGGACAAGCGCUGAUUGCUUGUCAAUAAUGUAACGAAUUUAAUUAGGGAAACAAUAAUAGUAUGAAUAAUAUAAUACAUAUAUAUACAUAUAUAUACUCAUUUUAUAUAACAGUUAUCCGACUAUAUCAAAAACUUUCACGUUACGGAGAGUACACGUUUAAAUAUUUCUAUAUACUUAUAAAUUUAUAUAUAUUUAAUAGGUAUCAUAUGUAUA